CAUCUAAUAAUUUCUGCUUUUUCACAUGACAUGUUUUGUGUCGUUGUCGAACGAAGAUGAUGUAAUUCACGCAUUAUGUUGUCAUGUUUUUCCUGUUAUUAUUAUUAAAAUAUAAACAUGCUGUCCUUUUUUCGUAAGCUAUCAAUCGGCGGAAAGAUAAAAGAUGGUAUAUUGCCAGAGGGAAUCAUGGGAACGGCAGAGGAUCUCUUGACAGCGAGGAGUCAGAACGAUCUGGCACUAAUGACAGAUACAGAGUUAAAAGAAUCCGUUUACGAUUUGCUAAGAACUAUUAAGGAUCCAGAGAAACCACAAACCUUGGAGCAACUGAACGUUGUCUAUGAGGAAUGUAUAACUAUUUGUCACCGCACACCUGGAGGAGUGUCUGUGAUUCGCGUGGAAUUCAAUCCUACUGUGCCUCACUGUUCGUUGGCAACUCUCAUUGGAUUGUGCAUUCGUAAAUUGGAACGUCAUUUGGUAGCAUCAUUUAAAUUGGAUAUCUAUAUCAAAGAGGGUGCACAUUCAACCGAACAAGAAAUUAACAAACAAAUAAACGACAAGGAACGUAUAGCAGCUGCAAUGGAAAAUCCAAACUUGCGGGAAUUAGUGGAGAAAUGCAUAUUGGAGGAAGACUAUUAGCAUUUUCUGUGAUGAUUGUGAUGGAUAUACUGUCUAAUAUUUUUUUGUAACUUACAGUUUUUAAUCUACAUUAUGUGUAAAUAAAUGCUUUAUUUUAUUGAUA
Nylanderia fulva is the source of this 739-nucleotide messenger RNA. RefSeq names its product cytosolic iron-sulfur assembly component galla-1 (gene galla-1). NCBI's taxonomy places the organism in Eukaryota, Metazoa, Arthropoda, Insecta, Hymenoptera, Formicidae. The record is from RefSeq and is a predicted model, not a curated record.